CCAUCGCCAUAUCCAGUGUCCUUUAAGCAGCAGCUCUUGCAGCAAACUCUUCUCGACCAUCUCCAUACCCAAUCUAUAUCUAAUCUCUUGCGACAACCACACAGCCUCGAUUGCCCGCAAAGAUAGACACGCCGCAUCACAUCGGGGCAGAGUGCCAUACAGCUACUUCCGAAGAGACAAAACCACAACAACAGCCAUCAUGAGCAGUAAACCAACGCCCAGAAAGCCGCGGCACAACCGCCAUCCCUCAAACCGCAUCCCCGCCAUCUCCGACUACGAAUCCGACGCCGCCAUCACAACAUCCAGAUACGAGGCCCCGCCGCCGCGAACAAACACCGAGCUCAACCUCUCCGUGCUCCAGCGCUACCUGCCGUCCAUCAGCAGGAUCCUGAGCAUCGCCGCCAACGCCGUCGUCUACACAUUCGACAACGCAAGCCAAGGCUGGGAAAAGUCCGGCAUCGAGGGCACCAUGUUUGUUUGCGCGCAGACGCCGCUGCCAGAGGACCCCGACCACCGCCCUCGGGCCUGCGUCUUUGUUCUGAGCCGUCGUGGCCUUGACAAUGUGAUUGUUGAUUUGGCGAGUGUGGGCCAUGUUGAGAUCAUGGGGGAGCUGGUGAUUCUCAAGGUCGAGGGCCAUUGGGAAGAGGGUGAGAAGGUCGUUGGGCUAUGGAUCCAUAAUGACGAGGAGGGAACUCGGGCUACCAAUGGAGCCAUCAUUGAAGAGAGCUGGAAGAUUGCCCGUGCUGCCGGGACGGUGGUAGAUGAGGGCCCAAGGCCAGAGGCUGGUCCGGCAAUGCAGGCUAUUGGUCGUCCUCUGACGCUUAACGAGCUAUUUGGGAGACAACAGGCGGCGGGGGGGAGCUGAACGUCUCUGAGGCACAAGGAAUUAUUUGACAUUGUAGCUUUUUAUUAAUCUGACACGAAAUUGACGACUGUUUUUCGAUAAGAGGGCAUUGAGCGAGGUACGGUUAUUACAUGGCAGGAAAGAGAGGAACCAGCAUAUCUAGCAAUUGAGCCAUUACAGGAGGAAGAAAUAAUGUUACAAAGAUUACACCAGAGGCAUU
This is a messenger RNA of Trichoderma atroviride IMI 206040, 1064 nucleotides long. RefSeq lists its product as uncharacterized. The record is from RefSeq and is a predicted model, not a curated record. NCBI's taxonomy places the organism in Eukaryota, Fungi, Ascomycota, Sordariomycetes, Hypocreales, Hypocreaceae. Gene Ontology annotation, cellular component: P-body. Gene Ontology annotation, molecular function: enzyme activator activity; mRNA binding. Gene Ontology annotation, biological process: positive regulation of catalytic activity; deadenylation-dependent decapping of nuclear-transcribed mRNA; deadenylation-independent decapping of nuclear-transcribed mRNA.